Torulaspora delbrueckii is the source of this 1017-nucleotide messenger RNA. It is a transcript of the gene ARA2, whose product is annotated as D-arabinose 1-dehydrogenase (NAD(P)(+)) ARA2. Bases 1 to 1017 code for a protein of 338 amino acids. Gene Ontology annotation, biological process: dehydro-D-arabinono-1,4-lactone biosynthetic process. The record is from RefSeq and is a predicted model, not a curated record. Gene Ontology annotation, molecular function: D-arabinose 1-dehydrogenase [NAD(P)+] activity. The transcript has a single exon. Lineage: Eukaryota; Fungi; Ascomycota; Saccharomycetes; Saccharomycetales; Saccharomycetaceae. Gene Ontology annotation, cellular component: cytosol.
AUGAGACCUAUAGGCCCUUGUAACGUACCAGUCAGUGAAAAUGAUAUCGCUAGUUUGCCUGCUCUAGUCUUAGGAGGUGCUGUAUUGAACACUCAGUACAAUGACGACCCUACUCAAGUACCUAUUGAUGAAAUGUUGAGGUAUGCAUUCUCUCAUGGUAUAACUGCUAUCGAUACUUCACCUUACUAUGGCCCCAGUGAAUUGAUCUACGGAAAUGCAUUGGAUGCCUUGAAGCAAGAGUUCCCUCGUGAGACUUACUUCAUCUGUACCAAGGUGGGUCGUGUUCGGUUGGAUGAGUUUGAUUACUCUAAAGAGCAUGUCAGGUUCAGCGUUCUCAGAUCGUGUCAAAGACUGAGAACAUCGUAUUUGGACCUGGUAUAUCUACAUGACAUUGAGUUUGUACCUCUUCAAAACACUUUAGAAGCUUUGAGAGAGUUAAGAGCGUUGAAAGCCGAAGGUAUCAUCAAGAACUUUGGGCUUUCAGGCUACCCAGUAGACUAUUUGAAGUAUGUGACUAAAAAAUGCGUUCUUGAGCCAGAAAUCGGUCCUUUGGAUGCUGUACUAUCGUACUGUAACCUGAAUCUGCAAAACACCCUUUUGGAAGACCACUACGAUAGUUGGAAGUCGGAUUCGCAGCUCAAAGUUAUCAAUAACGGGUCCAUCCUGAGUAUGUCGCUACUGAGAGCACAGGAGACCAAGACUUUUCACCCAUGUUCUCAGGAAUUACGUCAGUUGGCAUCAAAAGCUGCGGAAUACACCAGGGACAAUAGCGUUGACUUAGCAGACCUGGCAACAAGGUACGCAAUUGCCAAAUGGUUGGACAAAGGAAGCACUGUACUAGGUGUAAGUACUUUACAAGAACUGCAAGAAGCACUGAAGAACUAUUGGCUGGUGCAAGACAACGGCGGCUGCCUAGAUGCCAACGAUACAAAACUUGUUAAACACAUUCAAGGUGCCAUCUUCGGCGACCACAUGAACGAGACUUGGAACUCGGGAAUCCGACAUGACGAUAUGUAA